Messenger RNA from Olea europaea var. sylvestris, 333 nucleotides. Its product is annotated as serine/threonine-protein kinase HT1-like. The record is from RefSeq and is a predicted model, not a curated record. Gene Ontology annotation, molecular function: protein kinase activity; ATP binding. Lineage: Eukaryota; Viridiplantae; Streptophyta; Magnoliopsida; Lamiales; Oleaceae. The transcript is spliced from 2 exons. Gene Ontology annotation, biological process: protein phosphorylation. The annotation marks the transcript as partial.
AGCAACUUUUCAUUCAAAAUGGCCGAAUCAAACAAACCCUCAGAACUUUCUCUCUCUAUUCUAUAUGGAAGAAAUGGGAGUGAUGAAUUGGGUGCCAAAAAUGCGAUCAAUAUACAUAAAAGUCAACCGAUCGAUGUAAACGAGCUUGCUAUCGGUCCAAUGAUUAGUGAAGGAGCCCAUUCCAUUGUCUAUGAAGGAUUGUACAAGUCCACACCUGUUGCUAUAAAAGUUAUACAGCCAGCCAGCACAUCAUCUGUCACUCCUGAAUGCCAAGAAAAAUUUAAUAGGGAAGUGUUGAUGCUGUCUAAAGUUAAUCAUGACCACAUUGUGAAG